AGUGGGUUAUUUCCCCAUCAAACUUGCAAAACCAUUCAUGAAUCAUUGUUUUGGACAUAAAACACAGGAAGACGAGCUUGUAAAGACAUUCUUGCAGUUUAUUCCGGACCACGAGAAAAAGAUCAUUGAGCAAGCUCUUACAGAUUUUCAGAGUGUUAGUGAGGAUGACGAAUUUUUGGAUAUGCUGGAUUCCCAUGAGGUGAAACCCUGCGUACGUGAGGACAACUUCAAAACAAUCUUGUCAGAAGUGGCUCAUAAAGAACUGAUCCAGGAUACUGCAUACAUAUCAGAUUGCUGGCGGGUUCCUCUCAAACAACGUUUGACACAACUACUACCAAAAGGGGGUCUGGAUGAGUUGUAUAACAAGCUAAAGCCCACACCCCACAAAGUGACAUCCAUCCUGCAGUUUGAGGAACAUCUCGAGCGAAAAGAGCAGAGCAUCUCUACUUUCUUGAAGAAAUACAUAAGGCAAUGCCCUGAGGAACGUCUUCUAAGGUUUCUUAGAUUUUGCACAGGUGCAGAUGUCCUGAUUGCAUCAUCUAUUAAGGUGAGGUUUGUAGAACCACUGAGUGACUUCUCAAGAACUCCUGUUGCACACACCUGCGGUUAUGUGCUUGAGUUUCCCAACAGCUAUGGCUCCUACUUAGAGUUGGCAGAAGAAUUAACCGAGCUCCUUGACUCAAAAGUAUGGGUAAUGGAUAUCGUAUAAAUCAGUAAGCAUGAGAUAAAGUAAAGUAGCCAUUGUAAUAAUAUAUGCAUUUAGGUUUUAUGCUCAACUCUAUUUUACUCCUUUUUUUUUAAAUGCGUCAGUGUCUUCCAUCGUGUUCAUAUAAGAAGUUCUCUAAACCAUAAUGUUCAAUUCGGCACAAUUCACAGUGUGUCCAUAGUUCAUGCACAGUGCAAAUUCAUUAACAGUUUAUGUUACCAUAGUUUGACCAUUAUUACCAUUGGAACAAUCAUAGGCUGUUUAGGUCAUAGGUCAAUUUAGUGUCACAGAAAUGGAUGGAAGACACAAAUACUUUUCUCAGUUGAGAAAUAAUUAUUUUUCCUAAUUUUAUUUGAAAGCUUAUGUAUCUUUUUUUUUGUGGUUGCAUGAUAUGCACUGUGUACCAAUCUAAGUUUCCGAUCCAGCAGUCUAAGCCCCUUAUUAUUUAGAAAAAUAAAAGCUUAUAACUGAUUUGCAGGGAGUGCUCUUAUUACUGUUAUCUAAAGGUAGUUCUUCAUGAAGAAUGACUGGGAAUGGAUGAAAAACAAAAAGGUUUGAUAAAAAUAACUGAUAUUUGUGUACAAAGAAGAAGAAAAAUGCUUCAUUGUAGAUAGACAGUUACGUGUUGUUUUUUAUACUCGACAAAGAAAUCGAUAGACAACUGAAAAACGGUUGACAUUUAUGCAAAGAUACAUUACAAUUUAAUGGUUGUUAAACAAAUUGAACGAGUCAUGCUUGCGUGUUCAUAACACUAAUUGUAAAGACCAACCCCCCCCCCUUACAAAUUCGGGCAUGUGAAAACAUUUAAUUGUUCUUUCUUUAUUCUAAACAGUUGAUGAUGUAUAUUUUUAAAAGUAUUGAUAACAACAAAUCAUAGGCCUAGCCUGGAAAGUAUUUUCCCAGCCAGUGACGCAAACGGUGGUUCAGCAGUUAAAGUACAUUAUACGACUUUAUUAAUGCACACAACAUAAAAUCGUCAAAACCUACAUACACAAAUUAGACAAGUAAAAUGAAAGUAUCAAACAUUUCUGAGCUGCUGUAGGGGUAGUAUAAAUCGUUUUGAAAGCAUUUUAUACAGUUUAAGUGUUAUAUAAGUGUUGCAGUUUUCUUGUAGUUUUUAAGAGUUUUAACAGUAUAUCACUUUGUGUUUCUCCCGGGACAUUUAUGAUUUGUUGGCGUAUCUAUAGUGAAAGGAACCUAUAGAAAGAACAUAUUUUUAAGUUAAUAAUUAUUUCAAGUCUGUUUUUUUCCUAGCUAGAAUUACUUUGAAAAUAUUUUCUGAUAUUUCCAACAAAAACUUGAAUUUCAUUCCAAUAUUUCAAACUCUCUAUAACUAAGAUGGUCACACCAAAUGGCGCACCCAUUGCGGGAACUUAAAGGAACACGUUGCCUUGGAUCGGGCGAGUUGGUCAAUAAAAAGCGUUUGU
Molecule: messenger RNA, 2133 nt
Organism: Asterias rubens (European starfish)
Lineage: Eukaryota; Metazoa; Echinodermata; Asteroidea; Forcipulatida; Asteriidae
Exons: 2
Coding region: 38-709 (223 amino acids)
Molecular function (GO): ubiquitin-protein transferase activity
Source: RefSeq, a predicted model, not a curated record